UUUAGAGGGCAUCAAAUUCUUGUUUUGACUUAUUGGAGGGCUGAUAAUUACGUAGCCUUUCGCUUGCAGUUAAUGCAAUCCUGUGCAGAGCAGUGACUGUUGCUAGUUACACUGUCGUUUGUUCGAAGUUUCAGUCCCUGGUCUGCCACAAUCUAUCAAUGAAUUAGAUCAACCGCGCUCGACGCCUCAAACGAUCGGACUCACUGUAGUUCAACUCUGGCAAGGAGCCCCCCUUCAAAACUAGAAAUUACCGACAGCCCGAAGAAAGCAAAACACAAGAUGGGAAGAAAGAAGAUCCAGAUUUCAAGAAUCGGUGACGAGAGAAAUCGUCAGGUUACUUUCACAAAACGAAAGUUUGGUUUGAUGAAGAAAGCUUAUGAACUGAGCAUUUUGUGUGACUGCGAGAUUGCUCUCAUCAUCUUCAACUCUGGGAACAAAUUGUUCCAGUACGCUAGCACAGACAUGGACAAGAUCCUCCUAAAAUAUACAGAAUACAAUGAACCACAUGAGAGCAGGACAAACACAGAUAUUGUUGAGACAAUUUCAAAGAAGGAGAAUAAGGCUUUGCCAUCCCCUGACGACACAGAUAAGCAAUUUGUGUUGACCCCAAGAACAGAAGAAAAGUACAACAAAAUUAAUCAAGAAUUUGAUCAGAUGAUGAAAAAGAAUCUUCUACAGCCACAUCAGUCUGAUGAUGGUUAUCAUCAGUUGCCUGUCUCUAUCCCAGUGUCCUCCAACAAUGGCUCAGAAGAUAGUUAUGGCAGCAGGCCUAGUAGUGCUGAUGCACCUGGAAUGAGUUCUGGUCUUCCGGUCAGCUCUAGUGGCCGAAUCAAUCCUGAACACAUGAAUGGAAACUUCCCGCGGGGGAAUGCUUCUGCUGCUGCUGCUAUAUCAGGAAAUACACAGAACAUGUCUGAUUUGGUGGCUGCAGCAGAGUACAACAGAAGAAGUGUCACUCCAGGAUCUGUUCAGGGCAACGAUGGCUCAUUUGUCACACCCUCCUCUGGAGUGACUGGUGGACGAAAUUCUGUGUCGCCACAUCCACAGGCUGUCACUCCUCCACCAAAUCCCAGCAGGCCUUCGUUAAAGAUUAGCAUUCCUAACAGAAGCUCAGCUGCAGGACAGAUGCAGCAUAACCGGCAUGGCAUUGUAGCUUCAGCUCAGGACCAACCCUUAUCCACCCCAGUCAUAUCAUUGAACAACUUACCAAUGCAGACACCAGGUGACAAUCACUCCCUUUCCACACCUAUCUUUUCCAUGGCCACACCUAACAUAGCUGGGGCACCGCCGUCAUUUUCUUCAGCUCUGCCCUCUGGGUUCCCAGCUGAUUUCUCAAUGGAUAACAACACAGAAUCCCUGGCUCACAAAAUAGCACAGUACCAAGGUGUUCCCGCUGCUGCCCUGCCUCUGAUACAGCAACAAGCCUUACUUCAGCAGCAGCUGCAGCUAAAUAACAUGAUACAAGCAGGGAAUUUACUGGGAAAUCGCCUUACUGUUCCUGGUCAAGGCAUGUCCGCGGUGAACAUCAAGGCUGAGCCCGCGGACAGGGAUACAGCGUCACCAAACUCGCGCUCGUCAAUAUCCCCCACCUCACCCUACCAGGUACAGAGGAGGAUAGCGGCCGGCAGAGAUGACCGUGACAUGGAUAAAGACCCCGGGUCCAAGCGCCCACGCCUGGAUCCAACUAUCUCUGCUGCUGCGAACGGCUGGGGGCGUUGAGAAAGCAGGAUGAAAAUUUUAUAUACAGGAAAUAGAUGAUUUUAGGUUUAUUUGUGUUUUCUUGGCAAAAAAGAAGUAAUAUUAAUAAUGUGAUGCAGGCAUCAUGUCUUUACCAAGGCUGUUAUCAAUAUUAUAUUUUGCUGGAAGCUUUUUUUUUUCAAGCUUCCUUUUUACUAUUUUAUAAUCGAUUUGGUAAAAUAGGCAGGACCUGACCCUUAGAGAGCAUAGAAAAUUGUAAUUAUUUCCUGAGGGGGGGAAGAGUGAAGACGCGUGUGAAAAUAUUAGCCAGUGCAGAACAGCGUAUCGCCCAUGUUUGUCAUUUCAUGAGGUGUCGCCCCAUGACCUCUGCCCAAAAUAUUGAUAAAUUGCAUUCUUGAAAGUGCAACCUCAGCUGUCAUGAAGAUAAGCGAAGUUGCCUGCGUACCGUAGGACCUAGGACUUAGGACUUUUUCAGCUCACCUUCAAUACUGCACUAGUUACUGAGUAAGAGAAAAAAGUAAAAUCAGGUGUAUCGUCAAAUAAGCUACGGAGUUUUUAUUAGAGAUGUAGUUGUACGAAGGCUUAAAACCCGACAUCAAAAUUGGUAUUUAUUGCAAGUACACCCUACAACUGAUUAAUUGAUAACAUUUGAGUAUUUUGCUGUACUUUAUGGUAUUCAUUUGGCUGUUUCGUUUCUGAUAAUUAUCGAAAGGUAUCAAAGCGAUUUUAUUAUUUUGUCGACAAUGUAGGAGUGUAAAAUGAGGAACCUCUUUUUUCUAGUGAAAGUGUCUUUCUAUAGCAGCCUUGGAUUAUAUGUACAUUUUUGUCAUUUGGUAUUACGAUUUUUUUCGUGUAAAUAUUACUAAAAAAACAUAUAUUCAAUAGAGUUAAUUCAUACUCCCCCCCCCUCAAACCCUUGAGAAAAAUGUAAUAAUAGAUACAUGCAACUAGAACGGCGUGGCUUUACAUAGCACGAAAAAGUUAAUGUAACGUUAAUUUUGACUACGAUGUAGUUUUGUAUUUUCAUUUAAACAAGUUGUUUGCCAAAGGCAGUUUUAUAAUGUGACUAAAUUCGCUUUGCAGGGCCAAGGGCGCUUUUGAAACUGAUUUUGGUUAAGACAGUUUCCGGUUCUAUUGGCUGGAAAUCUAGAUAUUGUGGUAUAUUUUCACAUGGUUAAAGUAUGUGUGAGACAUAACCUGGGAUUUUUUUUAAGGAUAGAUUAUAGCGCCCUAUAUAUUAGCGAUUGAUAUAUUCUUAAGUGUGCAAUUAAGUAAAGUUAUAUUAGAGAUAAAUGAAACUCUGUAAGAGUGAAGUUAAUUGGUGGUGAAUAUUUACUUAAUUUUUAAUUCCUGAAACUGGCGAGAAAAUUUAACUGGACUUGUCUUGCAUCUUAACUGUAAGGAAGCACUCGAAGCCAGAAAUUAAAUGGGAACGUCUGAUUGGUCAAGUUUUUUUUUUUUUUGGCAAGUUGUACUUAAGCGCCUGUUGUUUCUACAUUUGUGUGCUGUUUUGUUUUCUACUAUGACGCGACGGCAGACGUCAACAUUGAGACUUUUUACUGCUUUCAAUCUAGAGAUUUAUUGUAGGGAGGUCAGUUCCUUGAAAUUGCGGCCUCACUUUUCCUUUUCAGUCAAAUGCUAAGAUAGAGUGCUAUCGGAUAUGCAACUGUAGCUUUUAGAUUGAGAUGUAGUGAAGCUUCGCCCAAAUUCCUGAUAGAUCGUAGGAUGGGAAAAAACGGGUUUUCUUUUAAGAAAAAGAAAAACUACAUUUAGAAUCGCACAGAAUAGUUAUAUUUGAAUAAGAGCACGAGUGAUUCCAAUCGGCUUUGUUAGAUAAAUCCAGUUUUUUACCCUCGUCAACCACCGAUAGAAAUCUGGAGGUCGUCCCUGGAACAUGAAGGGGGGUGAGUCUCUCAGGUGCGCAAAGUCGGGCGGGACCCUGGCGUUAGAUUUGUUUGCUUUUAGUUGCUUAUCAUUCACUCUAGGGAUUUGCGACAUUGCGCCGCAGCCAGUUUUAAAAUCAAUGUAUUCCGAAUUGUAAUUAAAAUGAAAAAAGGUCGAUGCAGUUAGAUGACCAUUUAAAAGUAAGAUAUAUAACGCUGAAGCGUGGUUGUGUUUCUUGAAAGAACAAAAUACUUAAAAUAAUAGACUUGUCAUGUACUUUAUAGCAACGAAUAUUGGUAAUGGAAAUUUUGUUUUCAUAAAGGUUAUCGUUUUACUUCUGCAUACAUUUACGCUCCAGAAAUAAACUAACAUAAGAGUGUCA
Messenger RNA from Pocillopora verrucosa, 3964 nucleotides. Its product is annotated as myocyte-specific enhancer factor 2A. Gene Ontology annotation, molecular function: DNA-binding transcription factor activity, RNA polymerase II-specific; protein dimerization activity; RNA polymerase II cis-regulatory region sequence-specific DNA binding. Gene Ontology annotation, biological process: positive regulation of transcription by RNA polymerase II. Lineage: Eukaryota; Metazoa; Cnidaria; Anthozoa; Scleractinia; Pocilloporidae. The record is from RefSeq and is a predicted model, not a curated record.